UCCUCCUCUCUUCGCGCUGCUUCUGUGAAGUCCUUCCGGUGGACAACAACGGAAUUGUAUUUUCACUCAUUAUUUUUGUGAGGAUUGUUGGAUGAAAAAUAGAAUAUUUCAGCUAUAAUAGCCGCUUUAUACCCUGAGCUACAGCGUUUGACUGUGACACAGAACCAACAUGGACGUCCCGAACCCCCCUGAAGAUCAAGAGCUGAGGAAUGUGAUUGACAAACUGGCCCAGUUUGUGGCUCGGAAUGGACCUGAGUUUGAAAAGAUGACCAUGGAGAAGCAGAAGGACAACCCAAAAUUCUCCUUCCUGUUUGGAGGAGAAUAUUUCAGCUACUAUAAAUGCAAGCUUGCUAUGGAGCAACAGCAACAUCUUUUCAACCCUGGAAACAAAGAUGUGGUUGACAUUCCCCCUCCAUCAAUGCAGCUCGUUCCUCCACCUCCAAUUGCUCUGUCAGCUGCACCCUCGAUAGAUGAGCUCAUUCAACAGAGCCAGUGGAACCUCCAGCAACAAGAGCAGCACCUACACACUCUCAGACAGGAGCAAGUGACAGCUGCCAUCACCCUGGCAAUGGAGCAGCAGAUCCAGAAGCUUCUGGUAGAAACUCAGUUGGACAUCACAGAGUUCGACAACCUGCUGCAGCCCAUCAUCGACACCUGCACUAAAGAUGCUAUCUCUGCUGGUAAAAACUGGAUGUUCAACAAUGCCAAGGGGCCACAGCAUUGUGAACUGAUGGCAUCACAUCUUCGUAAUCGCAUCACUGUUGACAGCGCACAUUUUGAGCUCCGCCUACACCUCAUCUAUUUAACCAAUGAUGUUCUUCAUCACUGCCAGCGGAAGCAGCAGAAGGAUUUGUUGGCGGCGUUGCAGAAGGUUGUUGUUCCCAUCUACUGCACUAGUUUUCUAGCAGUAGAGGAAGAGAAGCAACAGAAGAUUACCCGGUUGCUGCAGCUUUGGGAGAAGAACGGGUAUUUUGAUGAAGAGACCAUACAGCAGCUGCAGAACCCAGCACUUGGCAUUGGACAGUACCAGGCUUCCCUGAUAACAGAGUAUGCUGGUGUGGUGCAGCCCAUCCAGCUGGCCUUUCAGCAGCAGAUUCAGGCUUUAAAGACCCAACAUGAGAAGUUUGUUACUAGUUUGAAGCAGCAGCAACAGGCUUGCCCUGCAGGACCAGCAGCUCCCCCUGCUGAAGCUGAAAAAGCCCCGCCUAUAACAACCCAAGCCAGUACAGGAGAUGUGAAGCCUCCUGUGAUUGGACCUCCUCCAGGAGACUUUGAUGGAGCUCCACCCAGAUCACAGGACCCCAAAAAUUCCAGUGGGCCAUCUGAUAUGCCACCCAACAAGCCUGCGUGGUUUGAGCCUCAGCAUGUCGGACCCUGGAACCCCAACCAGCCG
Messenger RNA from Xiphophorus maculatus (southern platyfish), 1393 nucleotides. RefSeq names its product calcium homeostasis endoplasmic reticulum protein-like (gene cherp). Gene Ontology annotation, biological process: RNA processing; intracellular calcium ion homeostasis. Gene Ontology annotation, molecular function: RNA binding. The transcript is spliced from 9 exons. Gene Ontology annotation, cellular component: perinuclear region of cytoplasm. The record is from RefSeq and is a predicted model, not a curated record. Lineage: Eukaryota; Metazoa; Chordata; Actinopteri; Cyprinodontiformes; Poeciliidae. The annotation marks the transcript as partial.